AUGACACCGGGACCGACGACGAAGAUCGAUCUCACGAUGGCGACAGGCGGUAGUGGCGUGUCCGGACCGGAAGAGCGAAAGCGCUGUGGCGAAACAAUCCACUCGGGCCAGUUUAUGGUGUCGCACUUCGAAACCGAAGGGGCCGAGGACGACGAUGACGAUCUUGGCAUGCAGGUCGAAGACGUCAAGCCGAGCCUGAUCUCAACGGAUCCAACAAUCCUGCCGGUACCGACGGUCGAGGGAGUAUCGAACUCGGGAGCGCUGGGGCCACUGCGAAGCGCCAGUAACAGUGCCAGCAUCACCGAACAGAACCAGCUCGCACGAUAUGUCCCUCGGCCGUUGCAUCUCAGUACACGAUCGACCAUAUCGCAAGUGAUCGAUACGGACCUCUCGACGGUAUUCAACACACUUAAUGUAACCUACACACAAAAGCUGACGUCUCCGAAAUGGAAUCCGUUCAAAGGCAUCCGCCUGCGCUGGAAGGAGAAGAUCCGCCUGAACAAUGUUAUCUGGCGAUGCUGGCACAUGCAAUUUAUCAUGAAGCGGAAAACUCUAGUCUGUCAGUUUGCUUCCCCUUUAGACGUAGACGUACAUAGUACCCCGCAGGCCAUUUUACUUGAAGGCAAGUACUGGAAGAGAAAAUGCAACGUUAUCAAGGCGGAGUACAAGAAAUGGCGACGGUUUAACGUAAAUAAAGCAUUAGGUGCAACUAACAUCGUCGAUACGAAUAGCGAAUUAGACUUCUUGGAAUGGUCUCCGAUCAGCAAUGAUCUGUUUAUGAUCACCGAUAAUAUGCCCACGGAUACACUUUUCUCAACACUAGCCCAGUAUCCGUUCCCUGACUCCAGAGAGAUUGCUAGGGGCGCCGGAAGAGCUGAUUUUAUUCAGCCCAGUUUGGGUCCGCUGCAGCCCAAUCUGGACGAUUUGAUGGAUCUGGAUUUGGACUUUCUCACCUUCCCACGACUAGCCCCUGUGCCGGAGGAAGCAUCCGACGAUCUGCUGAAGGCGAUCGAUUACAACUACCCUCUCGGCUCCAAUCAACUGACCGGGAACACCGGUGCCAGUAUACAGGAGGUAACGGACACGACGACCUCGACCCAGCCGUUAGCGGGAAGCACUUCUGGUGGCAUUAGCCUAGGCCAACCACAGUUACCUGCGGCCCUCCAAUAUUCGGCUAAAAUUUUCGCCCAGGCAUUGCAUUCAUCAAAUAGCGGCAGCACAGCGUCCGCCACGACCGUGCCACCGGGCGGAUUUCCGACCGCUCAGCAGUUAAGCAACGCGCUCGACACCUACCUUUCGUCCCUUGGCCCCACCGUGGUGCAACAAGUCAGUACGGCGGCCAGCCAAGCUGCUGCUCAAGUGCAACAACAGCCUCAAGGUUCCGAUCCUCGCGACGAGCUCGGCCGUGGGGGCAAGUCAAAGUUUUCUCGCGCCUACACCAAGCACAACUACGACUCAAAGUAUCCACCGACACCGCAUCAGACGAUGGCUUACAAUAUGGUCUCACAGCCCCACAUGGGACAGCCGGCGAGUACCAGCAGUGCCAUGCUCGGCCCAAACACGGGCUACGCUACCGCUACCGGGGGUUUCCCGAGCGUCCCGACGUCCGGUGGAACUAUACAUCAGCAGCUGGGCCCAACCAAUAGCAACACUAGCGUACAGCAGCAAGGGCCACCUCCCACGGCAGGAAGCAUGCAUCUUCAUUACAACCAUUCCGUGCUGCAGAACGCGACUGCAUCAAAUCCCGUCAAUCUUUCAAACAGUACGGGUGCCAAUCUAGCUAACAGCGCUGGAGUCAGUGGAGGGACUAGUUGUAGCGGCGGUCUCAACAGCCCUCCUCAGCAGCAGCAGCAGCAGCAGCAGCAGGCGGUAAAUUCGGGGCUACUGAUGAAUCAAACGAUGAGCUCGAAGCUGCUCACGCACAGUCAAUCGCUGCCGGUGCCACCAAUGGCGCAAGCGAAGGCUCUCGCACAGCCCCGUUCCACCUCGAUGCCUACCGCACCGAACUAUGGGCAGAUGUUGACCACACAACACUCCCCUCCGGGUAGCUUACACGCUUCGCAAUCGGGCAGCAGCUACAAGUCGUACCACGGUCACCAACCGCAGCCGUACAAGAUUCCGUCGCAAACGGUCGGUGCCGGUGGAUCGUACGGCAGUGGCGUAAGAGCCAUGCGCCAUUCUUCCCCUCCACACGGCACAAUGCUCCAACCGACGGUCCUAUCAUCCGGUGGUACUCCUGGUGGGCCUGGUGCUGCUGGACCAGUGGUCGGUUUAUCGCGCUCUCUGGAACAGUCGCAGCAACAGCUGCAAGAUUUGCAACUCCAGCAGCAACAAACAAUCACAUCUUCAUCGGCCAUUCAACAGCAGCAGCAGCAGCAGCAACAACAACAACAGCAGCAGGCACAACAACAGAAACGUCAUCCACCGCAUCCGACCAAAGAAAUGUUUCGCUCAAACAGUCUCCCGAUCAAUGCGACCUUUCCGCUGCCUCCGAAGGUGGAGGUGGACAACUUUGCCAUGCCUCGGUACCAGUCGCAGAAGGUGCAAAACAACGCAAAGCUUCGAACCCGAAGCCACUCGAUGAUAAUGAAGCAACAAUCGGGUGGAGCUGCCGUGGCCGGUGGAAGUGGUCCCGGAGGCGGCAACCUCGUCCUAGGAAUGGGUGGCAGUAGUAUCGGUGCCCCUAUUGGCGGUAGUUCGCAUCAACUCUCGGCACCGGCGCUUCAUACAACCACCAGUGAACCGAUGCUCAACGUUACCAGCAGUGCGCUGCUCGCACAACUACUAACAACCAACAACGCAAGUACCUUACUGAGUAAACAGUCCCACAGUACAUCAUCAAGUGCCAUAAGUACCUUAACGCAGACUCACUCGCAGCAGCAGCAGCAGCAACAACAGUCAAACCCGUUUCAGCCGGUUUCAAUGGGCGGAAGCACUGUGUCGCCUUCAGCAUCACACCACCAACUGCAGCAGCUGCACCAGCAACAGGCGCACCAGCAUCAACAGAUGUCCACGACCGGUGCGGCAUCCGGUUCGAUGCGCCUUCAAGCGCAAAGCUCAUCGUCGGUCCUAAGCUUCGCCUCCUCGGCCGGUAUGUCGCUUUCUCAGCAAAGCCUUUCGCCCGAAUCUGCGCACGAUACCGACGGUCCACUAUCGCCGACCGGCGGUAAUGGGGGUGCCGGCAGUUCUUCCGGCGGCGCCGGUAGCAAAUUUGCCCGUAACGACAAUCAGCGGCGCACGGGGCACAUUCAUGCGGAACAGAAGCGUCGCUACAACAUCAAGAACGGGUUCGAUACGCUUCACUCACUGAUACCGCAGUUACAGCAAAACCCGAACGCAAAGCUCAGCAAAGCGGCAAUGCUGCAGAAAGGGGCCGAUUACAUCAAGCAGCUGCGUACCGAGCGUACGUCGGCUAACGACCAGAUGGACUCGUUGCGCAGAGAAAUCGAACAACUAAACAAUUCGCUGAGUAAUCUCCAGACGGCCCUGCCAGCCAGUGGUGCCCCCGUGUCCCGCCAGCGCACCGGUCGCGUGAAGGAACUAUACCAACAGUACGUUCGCCAGCGUACGAUGGACAAUUGGAAGUUUUGGAUUUUUGGUCUAAUUUUUGAGCCCCUGAUGAACUCCUUCAACCAAACGGUUUCCGUUGCCAAUAUGGACGAGAUGUGUCGUACCAGCCAGCUGUGGGUUGAUCAACACUGCUCGCUGGUAGAACUUCGGCCAGCUGUUUCGAACAAAUUGCGCCAACUGUCCACUACCACGGACGUCCUCUCGGAUCCUCCCAGUUCGUUGCAGGAGGAGGUACUUAAGGCGAUCUCAACAAGCAGCCUCGUCCCGGGGGGCAGCACUAGUGGUGGGCAUUGCAGCCGUGGCAGCAGCACCGACACCAGCCCACAUCGUUCGUAGAGCAGUGCGAAGAUCGAGAAAAAAGGGGUUUAGUUUUGCCAUCACCGCUCACAGAAUGAAUUUUAUUCGUUUCUAUUUCAUUUCACUUGUUGCAUGGUUGCGGUUUUGUCGCACUUUCUCUAAAGUUAACACCAGAAAUGGAUGCAAUAGGGAUUGUUUUGAGGUCUCCCGGUAAAGCAUACAACACACUCGGCAGCUGGCUGCGAGACUACGUGAGACUUUUUUUGUUUACUGUUACGCGAUCAUUUCGUAGUUGUUGUUAGGCUCUUUUUUUGUUUUCUCUGUAUCGGUACAUGUUUUUUGUUAAUAGAUUCGACAAACGAGGUCAACUGUUGAAUGAUGCAUAUCCGCGGUGUGUCGGAAGUGUGACGGAACGAAACAACGAUCCGCUAUGUGCCUUCGGAAAAGAUCAGGGACAGCAGAGUGGUGUUGCGGAAGGAUGUUACCAUAAUCUCAAGUUCAAGCUAAACCGCAACAUCGGUUGUUGAAGAGACAGAGAGAGAGAGAGAGAGAGGGUUCACUCGCUUUAACCAGAGCGCCCAGAAGAGAAGUCUAAUUAGUCUAUUCGUUACUUUAAUGCGCAUAGCUCGGUAAGCACGCGGUACAGUUACCCUACCACAAAUAGCUCGUUUCGUUUUUAAAGCAUAAGCAAAAAAUGUCGUUUUAACUUACGCGUCGCUAUUUACAUUACCGCUCUAGUUUUGCUCCUUUUACGAUAUUUACACUAAGCUGGACGCACGGACCCUAUGUACAAACCGUUAUUUUGUGUUUAGAAUUCAGUGCGGGCUGUUCGUUUCUUCACUUUGCGCCUAAAUUUACGUGUUUUGUUGCAAAAAAGCCCAAUUCGCCUUUAAGUAGAAUAUUGCGGGGAGGUGAGAGGCGCUGCAGCGACCGUCUCGCAGCAGAGUAAUGGUAAGUGUAGGGCUAAUGUAAUGUAAUGUGAAUUUUUAUAAUUGUGUCUUUGGAAAGGAGAAACGUAACAGAUGGUUUCGCGAGCGCAUGUUAUUAAGUUUCAACAAAGUGAGUGAGUAUGGUUGUGUGUUACGGAGCGAUUCGAUGGCCGGUCACAUGCAUUGUGUUGGUGGGAAUGGCAGUAGCGGCAAAUCCGGCCUCCUUAACGUUCGCUAAGUGGAUCAGAAUGCACGAAUGUAUGAACGGUUGUAAAUGAAUGGAUUCACUCCUCG
This is a messenger RNA of Anopheles bellator, 5090 nucleotides long. RefSeq names its product AF4/FMR2 family member lilli (gene Mondo). Gene Ontology annotation, biological process: regulation of transcription by RNA polymerase II. The transcript is spliced from 12 exons. Gene Ontology annotation, cellular component: nucleus. Lineage: Eukaryota; Metazoa; Arthropoda; Insecta; Diptera; Culicidae. Gene Ontology annotation, molecular function: RNA polymerase II cis-regulatory region sequence-specific DNA binding; DNA-binding transcription factor activity, RNA polymerase II-specific; protein dimerization activity. The record is from RefSeq and is a predicted model, not a curated record. Bases 1 to 3906 code for a protein of 1301 amino acids.